Oryzias melastigma (Indian medaka) is the source of this 1213-nucleotide messenger RNA. RefSeq lists its product as uncharacterized. Bases 19 to 1026 code for a protein of 335 amino acids. Lineage: Eukaryota; Metazoa; Chordata; Actinopteri; Beloniformes; Adrianichthyidae. The record is from RefSeq and is a predicted model, not a curated record. The transcript has 7 exons.
CAGCUCGAUAGUGGGAAGAUGGACGGCCGUUUCUGUGACUUUUCUGUGGAGGAAUUUGCCUGUGCUUCUCUUUCAGCAAUAACUGCACAAGACCUGGCAGAGAUAAUGAAGUGUAAUCGAUCGUCCAGCUCAAGCGGGUCCACACAAGUCUGGAAGCUUCUUCUCUUUAAAACUUCUGGGGUGCUGGAAGAAGCUCUGGAUCUUAUAUCAAACUCGACAAUCAACCCCAUGAACCCUUCAGCCUCCAUGAUCCUGGACAGCAUCCAAGAACUCAAACUUGACCAAUUCAGCAACGGCACCCUGAAUGAUCCGUUGACUCUUCAACUGUGGUUCAGUAGUCGACUUCGUCCGUUCCUACCUGCUGUUUCCAAUGAUUUCCUUUCAUGUCUGGCAACAAAGGAUUUGCUGUGCAGCUCCUACCAGUAUAUUGUGCAGAUUUUCAGUCAAGUUCAGCCACAGAUGAAUCUUCAUCAGCAAAUCUCUGUGUACACAAACUUCAUCAAGAUUUACCUGAAAAGGAACAACACUGCAGAUCCUGGCUGCAUCUUGAACAUCAACAGCAGCACAGAGUGGCUCCAGAACAACAUGGGAGGAUUUUCUUUCUUCUUGUCUAUUCAAGACAUUCAAGAGCUCUACCCACAAUUCUCAGCGAUGGAAGCCCUGCAAUUGCUGUCCAUCAGACAACUUGCAGAGGUUUCUACCACACCUGGCCAACUCACAACUAUUGAUCAAGUCACCAUGGUGAUGAGUUAUGUUCCUGAUCAACAACUUGGAUCCUUCUUUGAUAAUUUCUCACCGGCCAUCUUGGGACGUGAAAACAUUCUGCCCUCCACUGUGAGGUCAGCCAUGCUGCAGGUUGUAUUUGAUCGUGCAAACCUCUCCAGUCCAUCAGUCAGUGAUGCUGUUGUGUUACUGUGGCUCCAAGUUCGACUCCGCCCCCUGCUGGUGAAUUUAGCAUCUUACCAUGUGACUCCAUACUUUAAUAUACUGGCAGGAAGAAACUGCAGCAUUGAGCAACAGGGGUGAGUGACAAGUUAGAAAUAUGAGACAAACAUUUGUUUUUACUCCUGUUCCAUUUUAUUUAUUUUUUUAUAUACAUUUUAUAUAGCAAAUAUUGUAUUUUUCUCUUUUAGUGUAACUCUUCUCAGUCUAACCAUCUCAUCUCUGAGUAAUGACACACAGACAGAAGUUCAAUACCAAAUCAUUCAGGCUC